AUGGCGGCCCCUCCAUACGAGUUGGUUCUUGGCAAGAUCAAACCCUACAUCAUCCUCGACGACCCAAAACAUGUGCACUGCGGCGCUCAAGACCCGAUACGCGGCCGAGUGCGGCUGGUCUACUCGUCAAGCUCGCAUGUCGCCUCGGACGUGGGCCUGUCCGCACCGUGCAAGAUUGUCCUUACGCUCCAGGGCAAUCUCAAGGUCGAGAUAGGGCCCAGCAAGAAGCAAGGGGGAGGCGGACUGCAGAACUACUACACAAUUAGCAUGGCGCGGAUGUUUGCGCAGCCGCACGUAGUGUUUGACGAUCUGCUGCCGAGCCUGCGCAAAGAGUACAACCACGGCAUGGCGGCAGAUAUGUCGAGGAGCUUUGACUUUUCAGUGGCCUUCCCCGACCGCAUCCUAGAUGCCGAUUGUUUCGAUAGGAAAUGGGGCGAUGGCAAGAACCACAAGAAGGAAAAGGAGAGCAUUGUCGGCGCCACACGCGACGAGGACAAAUACGAUAUGGACCCCUUGCAACCGCUCCCACCGUCCAUGAUGGUCCGUAAGGCUCUCAAUUUCGACGUUCCAGGCGAGUUAUCGGUGCAGUAUACCCUGACAGCGCGGGUCGAAAUGCCGGGAACCUCGGUUGCUACACUGAUCGAUUCUGUUCCAAUAAUCUUCGACCGGCCACUGGACGCCGGAGCAGCCGCCACGGGCGUGCCGGCAUCGUCAUCAGAAGUCCAGAAGAGGUUUGGACACUUCGCCUUCCAGGCUCCAGGUUUGGGAGCAGGCAUAAAGAACACCCUGUUAGCAAGGACAUCUUCCAUAUUUCGAAAUGGCUCGUCGUCUAAUAGGCCUCCUUUGCACGACCAAGACUAUCUGCUCAGCUGGCAGCUGACUUGUCCAACUGAAGUACACCGUGGCCGGCCACUGGACAUACAACUUCAAAUCCUGCCAGGCCACCAGGAAAUUGAUUCGGAAGCGACUCCACACGCAAUGCCGCCUGUGAUCGGGCUGGAGAAGGUGAUUGUAGACAUGGAGAUACUCGUCCACGGGCAAGGCGAGGUUGAUGAACGCCGGGUCCUCCCAGGAGGCAAGUCACGGCCCGGGCAACAGUACGCGGGGAGAGGGGUGGUCGUUGAAGAAACCCUUUCCGCGCAAGAGAAGAGCAGAAAGGAGAAACACAGCACCCGGGCUGUUGAUGGCAACGAAGAUCAUGGUGACAGCAGCAGUACCAGCGGCGGCAUAGGGCUGCUGCAUGCUGGUAAUGGCUGGGCCCGGGUCAUCUCGCUGCCACGCAUCACAGAGGGUCUGUGCAGCUCUUUCAGGACAGUGUGCAUCCGGCGCGCCUACUUUGUCAAUGUGCGGUGCCGCGUUCAGCUUCCCACGUCUCGCCAGAAGGUGACUUUCCAGCACAGCUUCCCCAUCACUGUGCUCCCGCCACUUCCACCAGAUACCACGGGACUUUCAAUGUCAGAACUGGCAGGCUACAAGCCUGGGUGGGAGCUUGGUGCUGGCCAAUCUCUGCGGCCAACAGCAGAAAUUGACUCUGCCACGCUGUCGGAGCUAGAGGGCAAGAAGGAUCUCAAAUCCGAUGACCGACCAGCUGGAGAUCAGGGCGGGCGACCGGUAGAACUUGAAGCUCGACCACUAGCCAUGCCUCCGGAAGAACAGCAUUCGGAAGCCCCCCCCCUCCCCUCAUACAGCCAUUGAACUCGAAAGACAGGGAACGAGAAUAGCCUGUGUUCGGGGUCAUCACCUUAGUAGAACAAUUUAGCAUCACUGCACGCGUCAAACGAGUAAUGCUGUGCAGGUGCUCAAGUAGCGCGCUUGUAC
Microdochium trichocladiopsis is the source of this 1818-nucleotide messenger RNA. RefSeq lists its product as uncharacterized. The transcript has a single exon. The record is from RefSeq and is a predicted model, not a curated record. The coding region runs from base 1 to 1695 and encodes 564 amino acids. NCBI's taxonomy places the organism in Eukaryota, Fungi, Ascomycota, Sordariomycetes, Xylariales, Microdochiaceae.